Molecule: messenger RNA, 2015 nt
Organism: Macadamia integrifolia
Lineage: Eukaryota; Viridiplantae; Streptophyta; Magnoliopsida; Proteales; Proteaceae
Product: protein NRT1/ PTR FAMILY 5.5
Exons: 5
Coding region: 180-1871 (563 amino acids)
Biological process (GO): transmembrane transport
Cellular component (GO): membrane
Molecular function (GO): transmembrane transporter activity
Source: RefSeq, a predicted model, not a curated record
AUCCCUCCCUCACCUCCCUCACCUCAAGUAGUCCAGUCUCAAGAACUACUCCUGUAUAAGAAAUCUCAGUUCUUCCCAAAAUACUAUAGCAGUUAGCCCUGUUCAUCUUCAGCUGCGUAUGAAGUUUCGAUUAGCUGACUGAGGUCCCCCACUAACGGAAACGGCACUAGAGCUUGAUAAUGGCGAGCGUGAUGGGACCCUACCUCAAAAUCACUGUGUUGAUAUGGGCGGACGUUCUAGCUGCAUACGCAUUGUGGGUGAUGCAAACAUACCUGACCAACGUUUGGAAGAUGAGUAUCACCAAUGCUGCAGCCAUAGUGAACGUAUUCACAGGGGUCUCAACCUUGUUGCCACUCGCCUUGACUUUCCUCAUGGACACCUUCUUUGGCAAUUUUUGGAUGCUCCUCUUCUCAAGCCUAUCCUAUUGUGUUGGUAUGGGUUUCCUAGCAAUGUCAACCCCUCCGGUCCUAUCGGCGGCUACAGGGACAUGUAAUAACUACGAUCCGGCAUGUAUCGGUGACACUCAAACAGUUCUCUUCUACAUUUCAUUAGUCCUAAUAGCAUUUGGCAUGGCCGGUCACAUCUCUUCAUUAGGGCCAUUCAUCAUGGAUCAAGUACCACCUGAAGCAGGAGGAAAUGUUGAGGCUCCACCAAAUGAGGCUCCCUACGUAUGUUUAGCCAUCUUUGCAAUGGUCCUUGUCCCCAUCAUUGCUGUGUUCGCUCUUCCAUACAUCAAACCUUGGUCAAUUCGUUUUGGGAUUCCAGCCAUUUGUACCCUGGUUUCCACUCUCAUUUUCCUUAGUGGACUCCAUUCUUACAUCUAUGUGGAACCACGUGGGAGCUCUCUCACUCAUAUUUUCCAGGUCUACGUGGCCUCUACUCUCAAGAUUCAUCAUCAUAGACCCAGGGAUGCUGCUCAACUUUACGAGAGGGAUGACCAUGAUGAUGAUUUGGUGCCUCACACAAACCGUUUCAGGUGCUUGGACAAGGCAGCUAUAAUUUUGCCUAAUCAGACUCAGGAGGAACAAGAAAGGAAUAAAUGGAAGCUUUGUAGAGUGACAGAAGUAGAAGAGACCAAGAUUACAAUACGUAUGGUACCUAUAUGGCUAACCUUCAUUGUUUGUGGCAUUGUAAUGGCUGUUGGGAACACUUAUUUUCUUGAGCAGGCAAACCACAUGAAUCAUAAAGUGGGACACCUAAAAGUCCCUAUUCCAAUCCUUCUAGCAUUCUAUGACAUGUCAAAGUCAUAUGCCACCAAGCUUUAUCACAUAAUAUCAAUCACCAUAGGAAAGAGUGGGUUAAAGUAUGUUGCACCAGUUGGAAUUGCAACUGGAAUGCUCUUAUCCAUCUUAUGUUGCAUAACUGCAGCAAAGGUGGAGGCUAGAAGAAUAAAUGUCAUUACCAAACAUGGUUUAUUGGACAAGCCUGAUGAGACAAUCCCCAUGAGCAUCUUCUGGUUGCUUCCACAGUUUCUCUUACUAGGAGCCAUGGAUGGGCUUGCAAGAAAGGGAGUGGAAGGUUUCUUCCAUGAUCAGGUCCCUAAAUCUAUGAGGGCCUAUAUGGUUUUAUUUACAGAGGCUGUGUUUGGAGCAGGAAUCAUUGCUAGUGUUCUUUCAGUCUAUAUAUCGAACAAGGUCAGUAAAAGGGGUGGGAGACAAGGCUGGUUCCAGUACACCCUUAAUAGAAGUCGCCUCGAUAAUUACUACUGGACAUUGGCAGCAUUGAGUGCUAUCAACCUUGUUUUCUUUGCUGUUGUUGCGAGUUGCUACUCCUACAAGGAUGGUGAAAUAGAAGAUGAUGAAGAUGAUUUAUCAGAAGAUGAAGAAACCUCUGCACCCUAUGAUGAUUCAGCCAGUUGUUGUUGUUGUUGAUUAAUAGAUAAGAAGUCGGAUUGAUGCAUUAUCAAGUCAAUGUAUGUUCUACGCUUCCAUUGUUAGUGUGAUCAAAUGGUUAAGCUUAAUUCACACUAAAUUUAAUGCAGCAUGAUCCCUCAAAUAUUUUUCCCUUUUCCCCAA